AUGGGAAAUUUUCGGUUCAGGGCUAGGUGGAGAGGGUGGAUCAAGGAGUGUUUAGUACCGGCCAGAGUGUCUGUGUUAGUGAAUGGCUCCCCUACGGCAAAGUUCAUUCCUGAAAAAGGCCUUAGGCAAGGUGACCCGUUGUCUCCAUUCCUUUUCAAUUUGGUAGCUGAAGGACUGAAUAUGCUAAUGGAUCGAGCCAGAUCUCUAGGGUUGGUUAAGGGAGCUGUAGUGGGCAAAGAUGAGGUGGUGGUUUCACAUCUCCAAUUUGCAGAUGAUACAAUAAUUUUCUAUGAAGCUAACAUGGAGGAGGUCAUGGUAAUUAAACGAAUUUUGAGGCGUUUUGAACUGGUUUCAGGGUUGAAGAUUAAUUUUCAUAAGAGUUCCCUUUGUGGAAUUGGUGUGUCUGAUGAAGGGGUGAAGGAGUUUGCCUUUAGACUUAACUGUGCAAGCCAGAAGCUUCCGAUGAUGUAUCUUGGUCUGCCUUUGGGGGCUAGUCCCAGGUUAAAAAAAACAUGGAAACUAGUCCUCGAAAAAUGCAGAGUUAGAUUAGCUUCUUGGAGGAGGCGAUUCGUAUCUUUUGGUGGGAGUUUGGUGCUUAUAAAAUCUGCGUUAUCUAGUCUGCCUAUCUAUUAUUUAUCUAUUUUCAAGCUUCCUGUAUCUGUGGCUAAGUUUAUAGAAAGGAUUCAAGCAAAUUUUCUCUGGGGAGGGUCUGAUUUGAAGAGAAAAGUUCACCUGGUUAGUUGGCUGGAAGCAACCAAAAGUAAAGAGAAUGGAGGUUUGGGUAUUAGACGAGUCAAGAUGGUUAAUGAGUGCUUGUUGACUAAAUGGUGGUGGAGGUUUGGGACUGAAUCAAACACUUUGUGGAAAAGAGUUUUGUGUAGCAGGUAUGGGUCAGUAGGUGGAAAUUGGCUGCCUAUUACUUCUUUCACUAGUUCUUAUUCAAAAAUCUGGAAUGGUAUUAUUAAUAUAGGUCAAUCUAACCCACAGCUUUUGAGUGUUUUCCUGGAUAAUAGUCGGGUGGUGGUGGGAAAUAGGAAUAGAAUUCAGUUUUGGACUGAUUACUGGAUGGGGGCUUACUGUGUUAAGAAUGAAUUUCCUAGGUUGUAUAGUCAUUCAACUGAAAAGGAGGUGUCUCUGAGAGUGGUGUUACAGAGGAAUGAAGCCUCACCUAGGUGGAUGUUCAGGUUUAGAAGAAGGUUAUUGGGUUGGGAGGAUGAUGAGCUUAGAAGGUUGAGUACCUUUUUGGAUCAGAAUUUGGUUGGCCUUACAGAUAGGGAGGAUGGUCUUGGGUGGUUAGCAUCUCCAUCUGCUGAGUUUUCUGUCUCAUCUCUGUAUUCUUUGGUUGUGCCUUCAUCUCGACUAGUGGUAACAAAGUUAAUAUGGAAUAAAUUUUCUCCCCCAAAGGUUCAAUUUCUAGUUUGGCUAGAGUGGAAGGGGAGACUAAAAACUGCUGGUUUUCUACAAAGGAUUGGUGUGUUGGAGCCAGAAGCCUCUGCUAUGUGUGUGUUAUGUAAUGAAGGGCUUGAAUCUGUAUUUCAUCUCCUUAUUUGGUGCCCGUUUGCUUGGAGAAUUUGGUGUGAUCUGAUACAGUGGUGGGGAUUGACUUGGGUAAUCCCACAAACAGUGGAAGGGAUUCUUAAUUGGUGGAGGGGCAUCAAGUCGAGAAAUAAUCUGAAUAUGAUCUGGCGAAUUAUACCAUUUGCGGUAUUGUGGUCGUUAUGGAAAUUCAGGAAUGAGAAAGUUUUUUGUGAAAGUCAAAUGCACUUGGAGGAGCUGUGUGAAUUAAUCAAGACAAGGAUUGCAUUGUGGGCCAAAUUUUACAUUCAGGAUUGUUGUUACUCAGUGCAGCAGAUUAUCUGCAACAUUCAGGAGAUUCAGCAUGGAAAUGGUUCUGUGGUGGCUUGGAGUGAGAGGACAUUUGGCAUAAGCUGUGGUUGUGUGAAAUGUGCUCUGCUAGUGGUCAUUAAUCUGGAUCAAAUUUGUUGGCUGGUAUCAGAGGUUCAAUCCUUGCUUGAUGAUCUGUUGGUGUUUCCAAGGCUAUUCCUGCUAUCAGAAGAGAAUGGUGGAUCAGUGCAGGACAUUAAUAGUAACAGGGCUGUGUUAGGGGAGUGGAAGUUGAAUUUUAGAAGAUGUUUGUUCUCUUGGGAGUUGGAAGAGGUUGCCCAUCUUCUUCAUCUGUUGGAGUCUGCUCUUGUGCUUAUUAAUUCUGAAGUUGAUUGCCUUAGGUGGACUGCUACUCCAUCAGAUUUGUUCUCUGUUAAACAGAACACUUGCACCUUGUGCACUUUUUGUGGGUCUGAAGUCGAAUCUAGGGAUCAUGUGGUAACUCAUUGCGAAGGAGUGUGGAGAAUAUGGGCUGAGAUUUUGGCUUGGAUCGGAGUUCAAGGGGCAUUACCUGGGUCUAUCAACAAUCUUUUGAUUUUGUGGGAGCGAGUUAAAUUCAAAGGGGUCAGUAAAUUGGUUUGGGAGGCUGCUCCUGCUGCAAUAAUCUGGAAUGUUUGGAAAGCUAGGAAUGCAUGCAAGUUUGAGGGGAAGAGAUUCCAUUGGUUGAGUAUAUUGGAUGUUAUCAAAAUCAACAUAGCUCUUUGGGUGAAGUAUCACAGUAAAGUUCUCAUCAACUAG
Molecule: messenger RNA, 2622 nt
Organism: Camellia sinensis
Lineage: Eukaryota; Viridiplantae; Streptophyta; Magnoliopsida; Ericales; Theaceae
Source: RefSeq, a predicted model, not a curated record